This is a messenger RNA of Haliaeetus leucocephalus (bald eagle), 977 nucleotides long. RefSeq names its product mas-related G-protein coupled receptor member X1-like. Gene Ontology annotation, molecular function: G protein-coupled receptor activity. Lineage: Eukaryota; Metazoa; Chordata; Aves; Accipitriformes; Accipitridae. The record is from RefSeq and is a predicted model, not a curated record. The transcript is spliced from 3 exons. Gene Ontology annotation, cellular component: membrane. Gene Ontology annotation, biological process: G protein-coupled receptor signaling pathway. Bases 128 to 907 code for a protein of 259 amino acids.
UUUAUCUGGACCAUAUGUCACAGAAUUCAGGUGACAAUUUUACCCAGCAGAUCCGUACCAGCCAGCUGCUGCAAAUCAGUCACUGAAAUUCCAAGGAACCCACAAAAAGGUCUGUCUGAAAUCACUUAUGAGUACUUCAGCUACGUCAAUCUUCCUCCCAACUGCAACCAGCCAGGCUCAUGGGACUAAUCAGAGCGUGGCGGUGGAAAAGACAGAGGCAUCGUACGCUGUCCUCAAGUUCAUGGAGAGCUUCUGCCUCAUCAGCGCCGUCUGCGGGAUGGUGGGAAACGGCAUAGUCCUGUGGUACCUCGGCUUUCGCAUCCGGAGGAACCACUUCACUGUCUACAUCGUCAACCUGGCCGCUGCCGACUUUGGCUACCUCCUCUGCAUCGCCGUUGAGACGGUUCAGUACCUGAUGCAGUUCAACGUGGGGGUGCAGUUCGGGCCCUUCCUCUUCCUGGAUCUUUUCAUGUACGGGACCGGCUUCUGCCGGCUCCUGCUCAUCGCCAUCGGAGCCUUGGACUUCGUCUUCUGCACGCCCCUCAUGCUGCUCUUCAGCCUGACCCUCUUCCUUAGAGUCAAGUGCAGCUCCCAAAAGCUCCAGACGGGCAGGCUCUUCACCGUCAUCAUGCUCACCAUCCUCUUCUUCCUCAUUUUCGCCGUGCCUCUGGGCGUCCUGAUCUUCUUUGACUUCUUGGGUUACAAGUUCCUCUACUCCCCGGAGAUCGGCUUUGUGCUGUCCUGCGUGAACAGCAGCCUCAACCCCGUCAUCUACUUCCUCGUGGGGAGCUACAGGGAGCGGAGAAUCAAGUUCACCCUCAGGCUGGCAUUCCAGAGGGCCUUUGAAGAUUCAGCAGAUGACAAAGAGGAACGGGAAACCCGUGACACAAUAACUAUGUCCUCCUAACACCCUGCUGUGCCUAACACAGUAAUACUGGUCUGGAACUGAGGGCUGAUAGUUUACCGAAUCGAAGAAC